GGUAAAGCCAAUACAGGGUGGGUUUCAGGAUGUUUAGACCUUAAAGCGGAUAAGAACCAUACACAUACCAUUGCAAAUAUUACAAACUUACAAGAAACCUUAAACAAGAAAAGUGACGUUGGACAUACACACGAUUUCUUCGCAACUGUUGGUAUAGAAAAUAUUGCAGGAACGGUUGAAGAACCUGAUGGAACUGGUGGGGAUGUAUUAAAUUGGAAACCUCCUAACUUUCCACAAGGUUUAACAUCGGAUGAAGACAUAACGACGAUGAAAUACACUAGAUGUAGAAAUGUUUUUGUCAUGGAGGAUGAAAACAAAGUUAAAUUCACUGCUCAAGAUUUAUAUGACAACAAAGCUGACAAAACAUAUGUUAACGAUGAGUUAGAUAAGAAAGCUGACAAAACAUAUGUUAACGAUGAGUUAGAUAAAAAAGCUGACAAAACAGAGCUUCAAACGUUAAAGACAGAAAUACUUCAAACACUAUAUCCUAUAGGUUCUAUUUAUACGUCAAUGAACUCUACCAGACCAGAAGUAGUACUUGGUCUCGGAACUUGGACUCAAAUAGUCGACAGGUUUUUGUAUUGUGCCAACUCUUCAAAGGAAACAGGUGGAAGUAAAACGAUUUCAGGUGAAAACUUACCUGCACACAGUCACUACAUAGAUUUAAGUACAUCUGAAGCAGGUUGGCAUAAGCAUAGAUUUUGGGAUUGGUCAGCAAUGAAAAAAGGUAAAGGAUAUGAUGUUAAAGACGACGUUCAGUUUGCUAUAAAUUGUUUCUGGGGUAGCACACAGGGAGAAGGAAACCAUACACAUCGCGUUUCAGGGUAUACGCAAACAACGGGACAAAGUAAAGACUACAUGCCACCUUACAUGACAGUUUACGCAUGGUAUAGAAAUGCUUAG
This is a messenger RNA of Trichomonas vaginalis G3, 903 nucleotides long. RefSeq names its product phage tail repeat-like family. Lineage: Eukaryota; Parabasalia; Trichomonadida; Trichomonadidae. The transcript has a single exon. The annotation marks the transcript as partial. The record is from RefSeq and is a predicted model, not a curated record.